This is a messenger RNA of Fundulus heteroclitus (mummichog), 1146 nucleotides long. RefSeq names its product ring finger protein 121 (gene rnf121). Gene Ontology annotation, molecular function: metal ion binding; ubiquitin protein ligase activity. Gene Ontology annotation, cellular component: endoplasmic reticulum membrane; Golgi membrane. The coding region runs from base 67 to 1065 and encodes 332 amino acids. Lineage: Eukaryota; Metazoa; Chordata; Actinopteri; Cyprinodontiformes; Fundulidae. The record is from RefSeq and is a predicted model, not a curated record. The transcript has 9 exons.
AAGUGACCCUCCUAAGCCGCUCCGCUAAUGCUAAUGGCCCCGGAACGGUAAAGAAGCUCUCCGAAGAUGGCUGGAGUGUUUGAGGUGGAGGUUGACGGUGUGGAGCACGACCACGGGCUGGGGCAGCACAAUGAACCGAACCAGUUUGACGCGUCCAAGCUUUCGCCAGAAGAAAAAUGGAGAGUGGAGCACGCGAGGAUGCACGCCAAGCACAAGGGUCACGAGGCCAUGCACGCCGAGAUGGUCCUGAUCCUCAUCGUCACCCUGGUGGUCGCCCAGCUGGUGCUGGUUCAGUGGAAGCAGAGACACCCGAAGUCGUACAACCUGGUGACACUCUUCCAGAUGUGGGUAGUUCCUCUCUAUUUCACCACCAAGCUUCACUGGUGGAGGUUUCUGAUCACGUGGUUCAUCUUCUCCGUCGUCACAGCAUACAUCUCCUUCCGUGCAACGCGCAAGCCGCUGGCCUGCACCACCCCAAGGUUGGUGUACAAGUGGUUCCUCCUCCUGUACAAGAUCAGCUACGCCACAGGGAUAUUUGGCUACAGCGUCGUCAUGUUUACUCUUUUUGGUAUUAACCUUAUAUUCAGGAUAAAGCCAGAGGACGCCAUGGACUUUGGCGUUUCGCUGCUGUUCUACGGGCUGUACUACGGGGUCCUUGGGAGAGACUUUGCAGAGAUGUGUGCAGACUUCAUGGCCUCAACCGUUGGCUAUUACAGUGCAUCCGGGAUGCCAACCAAGCACCUCUCGGACAACAUCUGCGCCGUGUGCGGUCAGCCCAUCCUCGUCGACGUCAGUGAGGAAGGGAUCAUCGAGAACACCUACAGAUUGUCCUGCAAUCACGUUUUCCACGAGUUCUGCAUAAGAGGCUGGUGCAUCGUUGGGAAGAAGCAGAUGUGUCCGUACUGCAAAGAGAAGGUGGAUCUGAAGAGGAUGUUCAGUAAUCCCUGGGAAAGGCCACAUGUGAUGUAUGGACAGCUUUUAGACUGGCUUCGGUACCUGGUGGCCUGGCAGCCCGUCAUCAUCGGGUUCGUCCAAGGCAUCAACUACAUCCUGGGUCUGGAGUGAUCCCGGACCUCUUAACGGACAGAAGAUAUGCACUCGCUCAAAAAGACUGGGCCCUGACAUUAAACUAAAACUCCAACAAAA